AUGUCUGAAAUUAAUAUUGAUACUGCCACAUUAGAGCAAUUAAGAGACGUCUUGGUCAACAAGUCUGGAGAUGUUCCUCUUGCCAACAGAUUUAGAGCACUUUUCAAUUUGAAAAACAUUGGUGCUGAAUCUGAAAGCGCUGAAGAAGCUAACAAGGCCAUUGACUACAUUGCUGAAUCUUUCCAAGAUGAUUCUGAGCUUUUGAAGCAUGAAGUUGCUUAUGUUCUUGGUCAAAUUAACAAGUUGUACGCUGCUCCACAUCUUAGAAAAGUACUUGCCAGUGAUGCCCAACAAAUCAUGGUUAGACAUGAGGCUGCCGAAGCCUUGGGUGCUAUCGGUGACGAGGAAUCCUUGGACAUGUUGGAAUCCUACUUCAAGAAUGAUCCUCUGAUUGAAAUCAGACAAACUUGUGAAUUGGCCAUUGAAAGAAUUAAGUGGGAACAUUCUGAAAAGCCAAAGACUGAAAACCUUAAGGAAUCUAUGUACACUUCUAUUGACCCUGCUCCUCCAUUAGCUGAACAAAAUGCCAAGGUUGAAAAAAUGAAGGAUAUUUUGAAUGAUCAAGAAAAGCCAUUGUUUGAAAGAUAUAGAGCCAUGUUUAGAUUGAGAGAAUUGGGUACUGAUGAAGCAUGUCUUGCCUUGGCCAGUGGGUUCGAAGAUCCAUCUGCCUUGUUCAAGCAUGAAAUCGCAUACGUUUUCGGUCAAUUAUGUAACCCUGUGACUGUUCCAUCUUUAGUUAAGGUUUUAAAAGAUGAAUCCCAAGCUGCCAUGGUUAGACAUGAAGCUGCCGAAGCCUUAGGUUCCAUUGCCACUGAUGAAUGUUUGCCAGUAUUGAAGAGUUUCUUGAACGAUAAGGAUCAAGUGGUUAGAGAUUCCGCUGUUGUUGCUUUGGACAUGUAUGAAUAUGAAAACUCCAAUGAAAUGGAAUAUGCCACAAUCAAAUAA
[Candida] anglica is the source of this 945-nucleotide messenger RNA. The record is from the annotation of a GenBank genome assembly. Lineage: Eukaryota; Fungi; Ascomycota; Pichiomycetes; Serinales; Debaryomycetaceae.